This is a messenger RNA of Aspergillus alliaceus, 1387 nucleotides long. Its product is annotated as phytanoyl-CoA dioxygenase family protein. The transcript has 3 exons. Bases 88 to 1020 code for a protein of 310 amino acids. NCBI's taxonomy places the organism in Eukaryota, Fungi, Ascomycota, Eurotiomycetes, Eurotiales, Aspergillaceae. The record is from RefSeq and is a predicted model, not a curated record.
AAGAGAUUCAUUUUGUCGCCUCUAAAGAAUAUAGCCAAAAAAGGUUACGAUCCUAUACCUGAUAUAUCCAGUUUCAGAUCAUCAAAUAUGUCGUUUGAUACUUCCAAGUACGGGGAGGAGGUUCAGAAGGUCUCCAAGGACACCCCGCUAGAGGCUAUUUUAUACUUACUCAAGCGUGAUGGCGGUGUCUUCGUGAAGAAUUUAAUCCCGGAAGAAGACGUUAAUAAGGCAUUCAGCGAGGUAAAGGAUCGCUUAGAGAGUGACAUGCAAUGGGACGGCAAGUUUUUUCCUGCCGAAACCCAAAGGGCUCCUUCACUGAUUGCACGAAGCCCAACGUACACGAAGACACAAGUCAUGAACCCCCUUUUCCGUAAGGUCUGCGAGCACUUUUUGGCUACCCGGAGCUGGUUCUGGUGGGGAGACGAGAAGAAAGAGUCCGUGUCAAAGCCCUACGUGCAUUCAUGUACAGCGAUGCGAAUUGGCCCUGGUGGUAAAGCACAACCAUUGCACCGCGAUGAUUACAUCGCUCAUCGCUAUCAUACAGAGAUCGACAAAUGGGAUGAUGCUCGUGACAUGGAUCGCGAGUCAGCCGUUGGACUAUUCGUCGCUGGUACAAGAAUUACCAAGGAGAAUGGCGGUACCCAGUUUAUACCUCGGAGCCACCUUUGGGGGACGGAUCGCGAUACUCCACCACGAGUUGAUCAAUGUAUCUUUGCUGAUAUGGAGAAAGGAGACGGAUUCAUUAUGCUGGCCUCUGCCUUCCAUGGUGGAGGUUCGAACGUCACAAAAGAUGAGUAUCGCCUGGCAUUUGCCACUUUCAUCACGCGUGGGUUCUUGCGUCAGGAGGAGAAUCAGUUCUUGGCUGUGCCGCAGGAUGUUGCGCGGAGCUACGACCGCGAGAUUCAGGAGUAUAUGGGGUAUUGUAUGAGCGAUCCGGCUUGUGGAUACUACGAACAACUGGACCCGAUUUAUCAUCUUCGGCCGGAGCUCCUGAAGGACACGAGACCCACUGACUUCUAAAGGACUUGCUUUGAACCUGGGUAAUUUUAGCUAUGGUGGGCAUUCUUUAAUGGAAACAGAUUAGCAAAGCCUUAGAACGUAUAUAUGGCGAUCUUAUGAAGAGCAUUUGUUCUCCGAUAUGAAGAUGAACAAUCAGCAAAAUUAAACAAAAAGAGUAUAGAAAUGUGGUCCUCCGAAUUCUGGGCAUGAUCGUUACAAGAUACAUACCCUUGCAUGAAUCGCCUCUCCAUAGGUUGGAAUGCAAACGCAAGAGCCAUCCCCCGCCUCAGGUACACGCGCUAUGACGUUUUCUGGACCAUCGGAACUCCACGGCUACGCAUGUUCUGGAUCCUGAGGGGGUCGGUUCUAGAGGAACAAGACGAUGAAU